GGGUGAUUUAUUGUAUUGGAGGCAGGAGCCAGGUUGUUUACCAUUUGAAGAAAUAGUUCUGGAAAAGGAUUGAAACUUUGGGGAGAAUUUAUGAUCAAACCUCAAGGGACUCUAAUUCAGAGCUAGGAGAGUAUUCUGCUUUCAUAGUCACCGAUGUCUUCUGGCCACCUAGGUCGAAUGAACACCUCCUUGUUCUGCCCAUGGUUAGAAAUCACGCUGAACUAUCAGCUCCUUGUCAGUCCUUCCAGUUAGUUCAUCUUUGUCUUGAGUAUGAUUGGGAUGUCACAGAUCAUUUGAAGCUUCUCUGGUUCCAACUUUUCCACAAAAUGGUUUAGAAUUCGUUCUCUGUGAUGGAAGUGAGUAGAUAUCAGCUCCUGAUAUUGUGGAAAGCGUACCUAGCUGUUUGUUGGAGCCCCGGGCCCAGUUUCUUCACUAAUAUGCUGAGAGGUGUUUGCACAGAACAAUUAACUUCUAAGCCUCAGUUCCCUCAUCUGCCCAGUGAGGGAGUCGGACCAGAGACUUCCUUUGGUGUCAACCACUGCUAACACCCCAUGAAGACACACCCAAGAUUGGACUCUAGAACUCUCCAACGAAUUUUACAGACUUAUUGGAUGAAGAGUACCUGAGAGACUGGUGAUCAACAAUCCCUAAGAUGGAGAAGACGGAUGCCAAAGACCAGUCCUCUCAGGUGGAUGAAGAGAAAGACCCUCCAAAGAGCCACCCCUACUCCGUGGAGACCCCAUAUGGCUUCCACCUGGACCUGGACUUCCUCAAGUAUGUGGAUGACAUCGAAAAGGGAAACACCAUCAAAAGGAUUCCUAUCCACAGAAGGGCCAAGCAGGCCAAGUUCAGCACUUUGCCCCGAAACUUCAGCCUUCCCGACAGCGGGGCUCGCCCCCAUGCUGUUCUUUCCCAUCCGAACUGGUCCCCCAUGGUGUCGAGGAAAGUGCUGGGGACAGAGGCCCGAGCCCAGCCACUGUCCCUCGGGGAUCACCCCCAAGCCCCACAAGCCGCCAGCGGCAGUGAGGUGAGCUACCACCGGAAGGCCCUGCUGACGGAGACGGCCAGACAGCUGGAGGCUGCUGCUGCUCCCGGGGAGGCUGAGCUCACCUCCGGGAGUGGACGGCCCCAGCUUCUGAGAGCAUCCAGCAUGCCGGCCACGCUGCUGCAAACCAGGGCCUCGGAGGACCCAAGCCUAAACUCAGGACCCCCAACCCCGCCCGCCCUCCCCCCACUUCAGGGCGAAGGCGUUGUCUGUGAUGGUGCCUUUGGGCCCGUGGAAGGAUUUGCAGGGUUUUCCAAAUCCACUCCGCGAGCAGCAACCCAACGGGAAGUCAGAGAGUCUGGAGACCUAGUGCCAGGGAUUCCAGAGCUGAUCCGGGAGGGGCCUGAGCCUCCAGAAGGCGAAGGCGAAGAAGACGUUCCAAAUCACCUCUCUUUCCCGAGUCCACCUUUCUCAUCUCAGAAUGCACUUGUAGUUCUAGAGGAUGCAGAAGACCAACAGAAAAGCAGAGAAGCCCAGGUGGUGGUCACAACCCCUAGCUCUCCAACACCAAGCCCCCCACCUCUGCCGUCACCCAUGCCUGAAAAUGAGCUCCCCCUGGAAGAAAUCGAGCUCAACAUCAGCGAAAUCCCACCACCACCACCUGUAGAGGUGGACGUGAGAAGCAUCGGGAUCCGCGUCACGGAGGAAAGCCUGGGCCUUGCCUCCCUGGAUCCUGGCAGCGUCUGCAGCCUGAAGCAGCAGAUCUCGGACCUUGAAGGCGAGCUGUCUGGAAGAACUGAGGAACUGGCCCAGGUCAGAGCUGCCCUCCAGCGGCAGGAAGAGGAAAUCAAGGCGAGGGGGCAGAGGAUUCAAGAGCUAGAGUGCACUGUUGCUCAACUGGUAGAAAAGCUUAGCGGUGGGAACACCAAAGAUGCUCAGGGCCAGACUGAUGCUGUGGUCAACACUGACCCUCUGCAGGAGCUCUUGACCAGACAGUCGUGUGACAAGAGCAUUGGGGUCAGCCUUCUGGGCAGCAUGGGCUCUGAAAGCUGGGGAGCCAGGGGAGAGGGGAAUGGCCUCCUGUGGGGGUGGGAAAGUCACAAACGAGGGGAUGGGAGCCCAGCAGGACUUGUGUCACCACCCCAGCCAUCACUGCCACAGGGAUCUGAGACAGUCCUCAUGCCUUCUUUACACAGCUGCGUCUCUACUGAGCUCAGGAUCGAAGAGGGAGGUUCUGAGCAGGCAGGAGGUCCUUCGGUGGGAAUUAAGGGUCUGGGCCGGGGAGCAGGAGGAUCUCCAGGGAGUGGCGAGAGAAAGGCUCCCCCAGCAGGGAGGGAGGAGGCUGGCCCAGAGCUGUCGGGGAAGGAGCGCCCUGGAAGGCCACCAAGCUCCCCGACCGAUGCCACUAUUGGGCAGUACGUUAAGAAGAUCCAAGAACUCCUGCAGGAGCAGUGGAGCUGCCUGGAACACGGGUACCCUGAGCUGGCCCGCGCCAUCAAGCAGCCUGCCUCCAAGCUCAGCAGCAUCCAGAGCCAGCUACAGAGCUCCCUCAACCUGCUUCUGUCUGCCUACUCGGCCCAGGCUCCACCCCAGAAGGAGCCCCCAGGCCCCUCCUCCUCCCCACCGAUGGAGAUCUCCCCGUCGACCAGCCUUAAGUCCAUAAUGAAAAAGAAAGACUAUGGCUUCCGUGCAGGAGGUAAUGGGACCAAAAAGAACCUUCAGUUUGUUGGGGUUAACGGUGGCUAUGAGACCACCUCAAGUGAGGAGACCAGUGGUGAGGACAGCUCCCCAGAAGACUUGUCUGAUAGCGAGGCUGAGAAGAAAUGUGAUGGCCCAGAACCCAGGCGGGGCAAGGAUGCCCACCUCAGCUGUAGGGUGGGCCAGGGCACCCCUGAGGCCACCCGUGACACAGACCAGGAAACUGGGCCUGGCGAAGAGCUCCCCCACCCCAAGACUGAGAGAUAUAAACCCUCAGAAGAAUUCCUUAAUGCCUGCCGGGCAUUGAGCCAACAUCUGCCAGAAACUGGGACGACCACUGACCAGCUCUUGAAGCAGAGCUUGAACACCAUCAGUCAAGAGUGGUUCCGCAUCUCCAGCCGGAAGUCAUCCAGCCCUGCGGCAGUGGCCGCCUACCUCCGCGGGGUCCAGCCUCACUCCCCACACUUGCUAAAGCUGCUUGUCAAUCUGGCUGAUGGCAAUGGGAACACAGCUCUUCACUACAGCGUGUCCCACUCUAACUUCUCCAUCGUGAAGCUGCUGCUGGAGACAGGUGUCUGCAACGUGGACCAUCAGAACAAAGCCGGCUACACUGCUGUGAUGAUCACUCCCCUGGCUUCUACUGAGACCGAUGAAGACAUGGCUGUCGUCUGGAAGCUCUUAAGAGAAGGGAAUGUGAACAUCCAAGCUACUCAGGGGGGCCAGACGGCGCUGAUGCUGGGAGUCAGCCACGACAGGGAGGACAUGGUCCAGGCGCUGCUGAGCUGCCAGGCAGAUGUCAACCUACAGGACCAUGAUGGAUCGUCAGCCCUCAUGCUGGCCUGUCACCAUGGCAACACUGACAUGGUACGGCUGCUCCUGGCACAUCCAGCCUGCGACAGCAGCCUGACUGACAAGGCUGGCCGAACGGCUUUGUCCAUCGCUCUGAAAUCGCCCGCCCAUGUGGAAAUUGCAGGGCUGCUUCGGGCCCACUCGAAGCAGGGCAGGUCCCUAGGGCCAUAGGGGCUGUGGAAGAGCUGGCAGCUAUGAACAGAAGAAGCAUUGUUUGGACUCUUCCCUCGCCCUUGGAGAGGGCAUGGGUCAUAGCCAGAGGGCUGCACCUGAAAAGAAGAAAUAAUGUCAAAUAUGCACAUACAUUCCUGUUGUAUAAUUUUGCUCAUUAGGAUGCUUUGUAGUUUUUGCCUUAGGCCAAGCCCCAAAACUCUGGGCUGUAGAGGGGUGCAAGGUGCAGGGUGCAUUGGUGUCGGCUAAAAAAAUUCCCAAACAUCUUCAGCCUCGAAUUCCUCAUGACUCUACCCUUUGCCACACCGUGUAGUGAGCAGGCAGGCAGGAGCACAGUAGCAAAGCAAUACUUUUUACAUGGAAUUUUAAAGUGCACCGUCUUUUUGUUUUUUAAUCAAUUAUAUGUGAAGAUGUCCCAUUGGACAUGCAUGUCUA
This is a messenger RNA of Dama dama (fallow deer), 4138 nucleotides long. It is a transcript of the gene KANK4, whose product is annotated as KN motif and ankyrin repeat domains 4. Gene Ontology annotation, biological process: negative regulation of actin filament polymerization. The record is from RefSeq and is a predicted model, not a curated record. NCBI's taxonomy places the organism in Eukaryota, Metazoa, Chordata, Mammalia, Artiodactyla, Cervidae. Bases 653 to 3703 code for a protein of 1016 amino acids. Gene Ontology annotation, molecular function: protein binding. Gene Ontology annotation, cellular component: cytoskeleton; cytoplasm. The transcript has 10 exons.